AUGGCUUUCACGUUUGCUGCUGCAGCCUAUCUUCUUGCCCUGAUUGGAGUUGCUUUUUGUAUUUUCUUUGCAAUUUACACUGUUAUUUGCAUUGAUGAGUUAAAGACGGAUUACAAGAACCCUAUUGAACAAUGUAGAAAUUUAAAUCAACUGAUCCUUCCCGAAUAUGCCAUUCAUGCAGUUAUGGUUGUACUGUUCCUCUUUUCCACUCAAAUUGUUGCGACUUUAAUGAAUUUACCCCUUGUUAUCUACCAUGGUCUCACAUAUUCCCGAAGACCUGUGAUGUCCGGACCUGGAAUUUAUGAUCCUACCACUAUUUUGAACAGAAAUGAACUGAGUGCUGCACUAAGAGCUAGUUGGGCUAAACUCGCAUUCUACCUUAUUUCCUUUUUCUACUACCUUUACGCUCUGAUCUACACAUUAGUGAGUUCUUCAUAA
Auanema sp. JU1783 is the source of this 438-nucleotide messenger RNA. NCBI's taxonomy places the organism in Eukaryota, Metazoa, Nematoda, Chromadorea, Rhabditida, Rhabditidae. The record is from the annotation of a GenBank genome assembly.